AUGCCUCGCGGUGUCGAACUUCUGUUGUUGGCCGCUUUAGUUGCCGGUCAUGGCCACAUUAGCAACAUCGUCAUCAAUGGCGUCUCCUAUGACGGCUGGGAUAUCAGCGUGGAUCCCUACGAGACCGAUCCUCCCGUCGUCAUCGCCUGGGAAACACCGAAUACUUCUAAUGGGUUCAUUAUGCCAGACCAGUACGGCACCUCGGAUAUCAUCUGCCAUCUCAAUGCGACCAACGCCAAGGGGCACGCGGUGGUCGCUGCUGGCGACAAGGUCAACUUGCAGUGGACUGUAUGGCCAGACACUCACCAUGGACCUGUCAUCACCUACCUGGCCAAUUGCGGUGAUAGCUGUGAGACAGUUGACAAGACUACUCUGGAAUUUUUCAAGAUUGACGCCGUUGGUCUAGUUGAUGACAGCGUGGUGCCCGGUACGUGGGGGGACGAUCAACUGAUCGCGAACAAUAACAGCUGGCUUGUCGAGAUUCCUCCUACAAUCGCACCUGGGUACUAUGUGCUGCGCCACGAGUUGAUCGCCCUCCAUGGUGCAGAUGCAGCGGACGGGGCACAAAACUACCCCCAAUGCAUUAGUCUCCAGAUCACCGGCUCGGGAACUGACCAGCCAUCGGGUGUGUUGGGUACUGCGCUUUAUAGUGAAACGGAUCCUGGUAUCCUCGUCAACAUAUACGCAUCGCUGUCCACCUACAUUAUCCCCGGGCCGACCCUUUACAGUGGGGCUGUGUCUAUCACACAGACUUCAUCGAGUAUUACUGCAUCUGGAACUCCAGUGACUGGGACCGGCAUCCCAACUACUACUGUAUCCACUCUGACUUCAACUACAACAACCCAGCCGACAACCUUAACGACAACCACAACCGGCAAGGCUACUACUACGACUACCACCACCACCACCACCAGCAAUACCACCAGUACCAUUACUACUAGUCAAGGCAGUUCGACCCAGUCUGUAUAUGGUCAAUGCGGGGGAUUGGGCUGGUCUGGAUUCAUGGUUUGCAAUGUGCAGGCGACCUGCUCUUCCGAGAAUCCAUAUUACUCUCAAUGCGUUCCUACGGCUGUUUAG
This is a messenger RNA of Penicillium lagena, 1077 nucleotides long. Its product is annotated as putative endo-1,4-beta-glucanase. Gene Ontology annotation, cellular component: extracellular region. The record is from RefSeq and is a predicted model, not a curated record. Gene Ontology annotation, molecular function: cellulose binding. Gene Ontology annotation, biological process: carbohydrate metabolic process. The transcript has a single exon. NCBI's taxonomy places the organism in Eukaryota, Fungi, Ascomycota, Eurotiomycetes, Eurotiales, Aspergillaceae. The coding region runs from base 1 to 1077 and encodes 358 amino acids.